Molecule: messenger RNA, 4863 nt
Organism: Archocentrus centrarchus (flier cichlid)
Lineage: Eukaryota; Metazoa; Chordata; Actinopteri; Cichliformes; Cichlidae
Gene: akap12b
Product: A kinase (PRKA) anchor protein 12b
Exons: 4
Coding region: 136-4584 (1482 amino acids)
Biological process (GO): regulation of protein kinase C signaling; signal transduction
Cellular component (GO): cytoplasm
Molecular function (GO): protein kinase A binding; calmodulin binding
Source: RefSeq, a predicted model, not a curated record
ACGCCGGGGCGGAGCUGCAUCGUUCUUCGGACGCUUUUGGAUACUCGCUUUCUAAGCACAGUCGUCCUGCUCUGGUUGCGUUUAUUGUGGAGGCUUAUUUAGAUUGAAAGUAGCCAAAGACGAAAAGAGUUCGCCAUGGGAGCACAGAGCUCAGCGCAACGGGAUGGGAAGAGCCAGGAGGAUGCCACAGCCUCAGCUUCAGCUUCAGCCUCCGCCGGAGAUCUGAGUACAGAGGUGAAGGCGCACCAGGAGGGAGGCAGCGUCCUCGACAGCAAGUCUUUGCAGAAAAAUGGACAAAUCUCCAGCAUGACUAGCCUGAAUGGACACUCAGAGGACAACACGCUAGCAGAAGUUGGCCAGCCAGAUGGGGUGUCUGUAGGUCAGAAAGAGGAGGCUACUGAGACCAUGGAAACCCUCCAGGACGAAGUGACUCCUCAAGUAAAUGGAGAGAAAGUGGAUAAAGAGGCCCCUGAUGCAAAUGAUAUUUCAGCUGUUGAGGAGAAGGCAGCAGAGGAAAAACCUGAUGAUGCAAGUGAAGUUGGCUUCAAGAAGAUCUUCCGCUUUGUGGGCUUUAAGUUCACACUCAAGAAGGACAAAAGUGAGGAGAAAGACCCUGUGAAGCUGCUGACAGUCAAAGAUAAAGAAGGAGAAGAGGGCAGCGGGGCAGAUGAACCUGCAAAGGAGGAGGAGGAGGAGGCUGCAGCUGUUGAAGAGAAAAGCACAACUGAAGAAAAGGAGGCUGAUACAAAUGCAUCUGCUGUUGAGGUCACUACAGAUACUGAGAAAGCUGAAAUCACUGAAGCCACACCUGAAGACGCUGUUGCUGAAGCUACCGAUGAAGCAGUCCAGGAGGAAGGUGCUGAGAAGGAAGGUGAGACCACUACACCACCUCAGGAGUCUGCCAUGUCCCCCUUCAGGAAGUUCUUCAGUGGAGGUCUUUUCUCGAACCUGCGAAAGAAAGCGAGCAUAAAGAAGCCAAAAGAGGAUGAGGUCAAGGAAGUGGCUACUGAGGAGGAGACAGCAAAGACAGAGGAAACUGUUACUGCUGCUGAAGAAAAGGAGGCCAAAGAUGCGACUGUAGAGGAAACCAAGGAGGAAGUGUCAGAGACUGCUGUGGAGGAAAACUCUGAGCCCAAGGAAGAGGCUGUGAUUACCCCACAAGAAGCAAAAUCAGAAGAUCACCCAGAGCCUGAGGUCACAGCUGAAACCCCUGCUGUUGCAGAAACUACUACUGAUGAAACAAAACAAGAAGACCAAAAAGCAGAAGCUACUACAGAAGAGGAGGAGAAAGCUCCAACUGAGGUGACGUCUGAAGCUGAGCUGCUAUCAUCCCAGGAGAAGGCAAAGCCUCAAGGAAGCCCCCUGAAAAAGCUUUUCACUGGAGCUGGCCUGAAGAAGCUCUCAACUAAGAAACAGAAAAGCAAGAAAGAUACUGAGGCCAAGCUCACUGAGUCUGGGGAGCAGGCAGCUGAGCAACUCCAGUCCUCCACAGAGUCAGCAGAAGCUCCUAAAGCUGAUAGUGGACCCUCAUCUCCAGAGGAGUCAGGAGAGCAUGUUAUAGCUGUGGAGGUGUCCCAGAAUGAGUCUAGCCAAGAGACUGAAGGUGAAGUUGGAUCUGAUGGAGAGAAGAAAAAGGAGGGGAUCAUGGCCUGGUCCUCCUUCAAGAAACUGGUGACGCCCAAGAAGCGUGUAAAAAGAUCAUCUGAGAGUGAAGAUGAAACAACUGGUGAGAAGCCAGCCAAGUCAGCCACACUGUCCUCUUCUGAGAGUGCUGCAUUAGCAGAUAAGAGUGUUGAGGAAGCUAAAGAAGAUAAGCCCUCUGAGGAAGAGCCAAAGACCGAAACCACUGAAAAGCUGCUCAGCAGCACUGAAGAGCCCAAAAAGAAAAUGGACACUUCUGUUUCCUGGGAGGCUCUAAUGUGUAUGGGUGGACCCAAAAAGAGGAGCAGGAAGACCUCUGAUUCUGAUGAUGAGGAGACCAAGAUUGAAGAGGAAACACCAGCAGCAUCAGCAGAAGGAGAAAAGGAAGGUAAAGCAGAGGCUGCCACUGACACCGAAGGAGAACCUGUUUCUUCACCUGAACCUUUACCCAGCUCCCCUGAAAGAGAGUCUACCUGGGGUACCCUAAAACGCAUGGUUAUGCCAAAAAUUAAGGCCAAAGUUGAGGAAAAGCCCGAGGAGGCUGCAGACCAAGUCCAGUCUGACAGUGAAGCACCAAAAGAUGAGUCAGCCUUCUCUCUGAGGAAAUUCUUCCCAGGACGCAAGAAGAAGAAGGCUGAAAAACAAUCCUCCACUGACCAGAGCUCAGGAGAGGAGGACUCUGAAACUCCAGCUGUGGUUCCUCUUUCAGAGUAUGAUGGGCAAGUUGAAGCUGAACAGGAAGCACCAGCAGAAGCAGCUCCAGCCCAGAUUAAAGUGUCCGCUGAAGACAGAUCCCCUUCAUGGAUCCCAGCUGGUGUCGAAGACGUUGCUGAUAAGCAUGACCAGCUGAGUGAUAUCCCAGAGGAAGCAGAGAAUGCUGCUACACCAAAGUCUGUUGAUACCGACAUUGCAGAGGAAGAAACUGAAGACCAGGCCACAUUGCCUAAACCUCCAGGACGCACAGGGCGCAGACUGUCCACCGCUGAGGUGAAGCCUGUUGAUCCAGCUCCAGCUGCAGCAACCACCCCUGUUCCUCAGAGACAGUCGGAGAACGCAGAAGAGGUUAUGGAGGGUAUUGAGGUCCAAAUCAGUGAAAUCCCAUCCCAGAUAUGUGUGGCUGUAGAAGAUGUACCAGUAGAGGUAGCUGCUGAAAAAACAGAGCCUGAACCACAGAUUGAGAAUGCUAAGGCCACAACAAAUGUCAUCCUGGAGCCACAUAUUCGUGAAGAGGCCAUGGCUAUCUGCACUGGCCUUGGCACCAAGGAGAUCGCCAAAGUAGCUCUGGAAAAGCCUGCACAGCCUAUGGUAGAGACUGUGGCUGUGAUCCGUGAUGCUCUGAGCUCUGAGGUGUCAGUGGAGGAGAUGCAGCCACCUAUAGUGGAAGCAGUUUUCACAGAAGACCCAGUGUUGAGAGCCCAGGUGCAGCAAGUAGAAACCACUGAGCUUGAGUUUCCUGUUGAAAAUUUGGAAAGUGAGGUUGUAAGCACUCAAGUCGCCAGUUUGGGUGAAGAACCAGAGAUCGAGAAGGUUGGAGUUGUGAACACUGUUCCAGAGGAGUCUGAGGUCCUUCAGCCCACCACAGUGAGCGAGAACUCUCCUAAAACUGUGCUAGUCAGUCCCAUUGUUGCAACCGCUGAAGCAGUUAUCUGCACCCAGAGUGUAGAAGUCUCUGAGGUAACUGUGGAGAUCAAGGAAGUGGAAAUAGAAAUGGAACAAUUUGCUGCCACUGAAGAAAAUAUCCCUGUAGAAGAGGUAUUUCAGGCUGUGGCUGCAGAGAUGUCAUCAGAUAUAUGUGAAACAACAAAGGCCACCCUCACAGAGGAGAGUGAAGCCUCCAUCCCUGUAGUUCUUCCAAGUGAGGAGGCUCCUGUUAUCAAAGAUACAGUUGUCCUUGUCGCUCCAGUCAAGGUGGAGUCAGAGGAGGUGAUGGAUCAGACUGCAUCAGAGUCAAAAGUAGCCAAUGUUGAACAAAUCAAAGCGCAUGAAACCACAGAGGACAUUGCAGAGACUGCAGUGGAAGUCCCACAUGUCAGUGAAAUUGAGGUUCAGAGCAUGGCCAUUGCCCAGACUGUCAUUCAGGAUGCUGUAGAUAAAGUUUCAGAAGAUGCACCUGAGCCAGAAAAGCCUUCCACACCAUCAGCCACCAUCCCAACACUAGUCCAGGCAACAGCAACAAUAGAAAAAGAGAUUGACAUUGCAGCUGAAGCCCCUGUUAUCACUGACACCCCUGUUCCCAUUGUCUGUGAAAAGCCAGUAACAAAGUCACCUCAGCCUCUCAAUGUUGCCAUUGAGGUUAUGGAUGCAAUCUCAAUAGAGGUCACAGAGAACCUUGAAGAGGUGGAAAAGAAACCAGAAGAAGGUGUGAAGCAAGAUGCAGAGGUUAAAGUAAGUGAAAAAACAGCUGAAGUAGAAGAAGCAGGAGAGGUAAAGGAAGAGAGUCAGACAAGCAAAGUACCUGAACAGGUCGAGGAAGAACAGAGCAAAGAUCAGGAUGCAGAAGUAAAAGAAGUUCCCGAGAAGGUGGAAUCACAGUCAGAGGAAGCCAAGUCUGAAGCUCCUUCAGAGGAGAAAAAAGAGAAAGUGCUUGAAGUCCACAUGCCAGUCCAGGUGGUCCUGCAGACAGCUCAUGUGGUUGAGGAACCAUCAAUUGAAGAAGAGGCUGUUGAAGAGUUUGACAGCAACGGUCCUGCAACUGAAGACACCAGUGCGCCACCCAAGAGCAGUGGAAGCGAGAAGCUCCCAGUGCUGCCAGAAGAACCUCAAGCGACAAAUUCAGCAGAGGACACCGCUUCAAGCCGAGUCACAGAUGAAGCGGGUAGCCAAUCAGAGGCAGAGAAAACAUCUUCAAAGUGUGCAGAAGUGAUGGCGCAGGUGAUUGAGGUGAUCGAGGAGGCUGUGAAGGAGAUCGAGCCUGUGUCCACAGAGAUCACAGCAGCAUCAUGAACAGCAGAAAGGAGGUGACUGAUGCCUGGGAGACACUUUGUCUGGACCAGGACAUGAGUGAUGAGGGAGAGAAAAAGAGAGACAGUAAGAGACAAAAAAAAAAGAAGCUGCUCUGUGGUAACAUGCUGAAUAUGGCUUCGGCCAUCCCGCCCAGAGAGAAGAGCAACAGCACCGCCAUUCUCUCCAGCUGCCCUCCCACCUGUAUUCCAACCCCAUCCCACAACCCUGUCACCACAAUGUGUCAACCCAGUGUUGCACCCUCACCCCACCCACCCACCC